Paramecium sonneborni is the source of this 402-nucleotide messenger RNA. The record is from the annotation of a GenBank genome assembly. NCBI's taxonomy places the organism in Eukaryota, Ciliophora, Oligohymenophorea, Peniculida, Parameciidae.
AUGGAUAACAAAAAGAAAUGCCUUUUGGAAAAGUUUGGGGGAGAAUAGCACGUUUUUGAACUCAUGGAUUAAUUCUAUUAUUUAGUGAUGUUUGAUAAUCUUCUUCGAGACAAAUUUAUGAAGGCAGAUAUGAGCAGAGUUCGAAAUCAAUAAAAAAAAUUCUUUACUUAAAUGAUGGGUGAUGGCAAAACCUAAUACGCUGGAAGGUAUUUUAUUUAAUAAAAUAAUUAUAGAGAUUUAGUCGAGGUCCACAAAAAUCUUGGCAUUACUAACUAAUAAUUUGAUAAAUUUAAAACACAUCUGAAAAAUAUUGCAUUAGACAUGGAAAUACCCACAUAGAACAUAGAAGAGUUACUUCAACUUGUUGAAAAACACAGAGAAGUCAUUGUUUUUUAAAAAUGA